GAAGCCAAAGUGCUCGUGUUUCUAGGCAACCAAGACGAACUUCAAGGCCUUUAAAAAAAUAAAAUAAAGGAUUUAGAAACUCUUAAACCUCAGUGAUUUGUGUUGCUAGAGUAAGGAGCUCGUCUUAUAAAACUAACGAAGGAAGCACUCCAUCCUCUCAGACAGCACUCCAACCUGACAGCAACAUCAGUGGAGCACAAAGGCACAAUCAUGUCACUGCUGGAGGUGCUCACCAUCGGCCACACGGUGCCUUACCCAUUGUCGGACACUGUUGCUUUACUGCUUUUUCUGUUGUUACUGGUUCUCACCGCCUGGGAAUGGACACACUGGUCAAACAUACCAGGUCCGUCUUUUAUGGCAGGACUCGGUCCGGUUCUUUCCUAUGCUCGGUUUAUCUGGACGGGCAUUGGAACGGCGAGCAACUACUAUAACAACAAAUACGGCAGCAUUGUACGGGUGUGGAUUGACAGUGAGGAGACCCUCAUUAUCAGCAGGUCCUCUGCGGUUUAUCAUGUCCUGAGGAGCGAUCACUACGUGGCCCGAUUUGGGAGUAGAAACGGCUUGGCGUGUAUUGGGAUGGAAAGGAGGGGAAUCAUUUUUAACAGCGAUGUGGAACUCUGGAAAAAAGUCAGGAGUUAUUUUUUGAAAGCCCUGUCAGGACCAGGACUUACGAGGACAGCAUCAAUAUGUAUGAAUUCCACAGCAGAACAUUUGGAUCACCUCCAGGACAUGACAGACCGGUCGGGACACGUGGAUGCUCUCAAUCUGCUUAGAGCCAUCGUGGUGGACAUCGCUAACAAACUGUUCCUCAGGGUGCCACUCAAUGAGACGGACUUGCUGCUGAAAAUCCAUAACUAUUUCAAGACUUGGCAAGCGGUUCUAAUCAAGCCGAAUAUAUUCUUCAAAAUUGGAUGGCUGUGCAAUAAACAUAAAAAAGCAGCCCAGGAGCUUCAAGACGCAAUGGAGAUGCUUCUUGAUUUCAAAAGAAAGACCAUUCGAGAAUCCGAGAAGCUGGAUGACGAGCUUGACUUUGCAACUGAGCUUAUUUUUGCUCAGAACCACGGUGAGCUGUCUGGCGACGACGUGAGGCAGUGCGUGCUGGAGAUGGUGAUUGCUGCUCCUGACACUCUUUCUAUAAGCCUCUUCUUCAUGCUGAUGCUGCUCAAACAGAACCCAGACACCGAGCACAGCCUGGUAGAGGAGAUGGACGCCGUCAUCAGUGAAAGUGGAGCAGAAAAUGUGGAUUACGAGCAUCUAAAGGUGCUGGAGAUUUUCAUCAAUGAGUCACUGAGGUAUCACCCGGUGGUUGACUUCACCAUGCGCAAAGCUCUGGAAGAUGACAUAAUUGAAGGCAUCAGUGUUAAAAAAGGAACAAACAUCAUUCUCAACACUGGUCUCAUGCAUAAGACGGAAUUUUUUCCAAAACCCAAAGAGUUCAAUCUCCACAAUUUUGAUAAAACGGUUCCCAAACGUUUCUUCCAGCCGUUCGGAUGCGGGCCUCGCUCCUGCGUGGGCAAGCACAUCGCCAUGGUGAUGAUGAAGGCCGUCCUGGUGACUCUCCUGUCUCGUUUCAGCGUGUGUCCGCGCCAAGGUUGCACCGUCAACAGCAUCAGGCAGACCAACGACCUGUCGCAGCAGCCGGUGGAAGAUGAGCACAGCCUGACCAUGCGCUUCAUCCCGAGAACAACGCAACGUGCUUAUGCUUUCCACACCGACACCGUCGGUUCAGAUUACUUACUUGCAUUGUCUGAAAAAAAGUGAUUUGAAGGGCAUAUUGGCAAAAUUUGCAAUCAUAGGCUUUUACAAACAAAUGGUACGGUCUGUAAAAGGGAACAAUAGUAAACCGCAUCACCUACUAUACCUGUUGUUUUAAGUUGUAAUAACAGCAUUCACCACUAGAUGGCAGACCUCACUUAGCAGCACAUGUUCAUCUUUAGAGACAAAAGGUGAAGAGGUGAUUGUCAGCCAUGACUGAUUUUGUGUCAUUUCAGACUAUAUGACUAGACUAACAAUGCAGCUUACUUGUCGUAGUGAGAAAAAUGAAGCCACUGGCGGCCAUCUUGCGUCGCCCCUUGCUAAGUGCACCUAACUUGAAUACAUUGAUUGCUCCGCAGCAUUUUUACAUUAGUUUUGGUCUCUACGGCAAAAAUGUCAGGAUAUGGCAUACAGUCAAAUGAUGACAUUAGUAUCAUGUUGGACAUGAUGAAUUUAUUGAAAGUUAGUCUAUUUGCAUCAAUCUGAACUACCACUUCCUUCUGCACCACAGGCACAAAUCAAACUUGGCUUUAAGACAUAAGGCUUUGGGUUUAUGUUUUGCUUUGGACACUUCAAAAGCAACAACAGAAUCAAAUAAUAUUUUCCCUCUGUUUGUACUAAAUUAAAAAGGCUGACUGGAUCUGGCACGAUGCAAAUGAACAAAACACUAAAGUUUCUUUUCAUUAUGAAUUAAACUAAUCUAAAAAACAAAUUCAGCGAG
This is a messenger RNA of Syngnathus acus (greater pipefish), 2476 nucleotides long. It is a transcript of the gene cyp19a1b, whose product is annotated as aromatase. NCBI's taxonomy places the organism in Eukaryota, Metazoa, Chordata, Actinopteri, Syngnathiformes, Syngnathidae. Gene Ontology annotation, molecular function: monooxygenase activity; iron ion binding; heme binding. The record is from RefSeq and is a predicted model, not a curated record. The transcript has 10 exons. The coding region runs from base 211 to 1761 and encodes 516 amino acids.